Messenger RNA from Camelina sativa (false flax), 2204 nucleotides. RefSeq names its product ATP-dependent 6-phosphofructokinase 3. The record is from RefSeq and is a predicted model, not a curated record. Gene Ontology annotation, molecular function: 6-phosphofructokinase activity; ATP binding. Gene Ontology annotation, biological process: fructose 6-phosphate metabolic process; glycolytic process. NCBI's taxonomy places the organism in Eukaryota, Viridiplantae, Streptophyta, Magnoliopsida, Brassicales, Brassicaceae.
CCAAGUACUCGAUUAGAGACUAGUCGUCGUCGUCGUCGUCGUCGUUAGUACUGUCAAGUACUCACUCAUAUACGUAUUAGUUAUUACUAUAUUCUUAUUUUCGUUAACGGCGCCACAUGUUUGAUGGAAUAAUAAAAUCUCUCCACCAAAACCACCAUUUCCGUACAUCCCUUUAAUGGUUUCAGCUCUCUUUCUCUCUAUCUGGAUUUUGAUUUGUUUAACCAAGCGACUACUCUAAUGGUCAAGAAUUCUCUAAUCCUAUAAAAAAGGGUCGCCUUGUCUUUGAUCUACGGAUUUGAUUCCAUCUUUCUAAUUUUUCAUUUUCUAAUCGCAGUUUCUGUCUUUCUGAUUUCGUAUUCGAUUUGUCUCGUUGACGAGUUCAAAGUCUCUCAUACGAGAACCCAAAAAAAAAAAAAAAAAAAUCCCAUUUUUAUUAAAGUAUUAGACUUUUCCCCUGAAGAUUGUUGUUUCGUGAUGAGUACUGUGGAGAGCAGCAAACCGAAGAUCGUCGAAGGUUCUUGUGGUUAUGUUCUACAAGACGUUCCUCAUCUCUCUGAUUACCUUCCUGGUCUUCCUACUUAUCCUAAUCCAUUGCAAGACAAUCCAGCAUACUCUGUGGUAAAGCAAUACUUUGUUGAUGCUGAUGACAGUGUUCCUCAAAAGAUUGUUGUUCAUAAGGAUGGACCAAGGGGAAUUCAUUUUAGACGAGCCGGGCCACGUCAAAAGGUGUACUUUGAAUCUGAUGAAGUGCAUGCUUGCAUAGUUACCUGUGGGGGUCUUUGUCCCGGCCUUAAUACCGUGAUUAGAGAAAUAGUGAGCAGUCUAUCUUACAUGUAUGGAGUGAAGAGAAUACUGGGAAUAGAUGGAGGAUAUAGAGGCUUUUAUGCUAAGAAUACUGUCUCCUUAGACUCUAAAGUUGUAAAUGAUAUCCAUAAGCGCGGAGGUACUAUCCUUGGGACCUCACGAGGGGGUCACGAUACCACAAAGAUAGUUGACAGCAUUCAAGAUCGAGGAAUCAAUCAGGUUUACAUUAUAGGAGGAGAUGGAACACAGCGAGGAGCAUCAGUUAUAUUUGAGGAAAUAAGACGACGUGGACUGAAAGUUGCAGUCAUUGGAAUCCCGAAAACAAUCGAUAAUGACAUACCUGUGAUAGACAAAUCUUUUGGGUUUGACACAGCUGUAGAAGAGGCUCAACGAGCUAUUAACGCAGCACAUGUGGAAGCCGAGAGUAUAGAGAAUGGUAUUGGCGUUGUCAAGCUUAUGGGUCGCUACAGCGGGUUCAUAGCGAUGUACGCUACUCUAGCAAGUAGAGAUGUGGACUGUUGUUUGAUUCCGGAGUCACCAUUUUACCUAGAAGGAGAAGGCGGAUUGUUUGAGUACAUAGAGAAACGGCUCAAGGAGAGCGGUCACAUGGUGAUUGUGAUUGCAGAAGGUGCAGGACAAGAUCUAAUGUCGAAGAGCAUGGAAACACUCAAGGAUGCAUCUGGUAAUAAACUUCUGAAAGAUGUUGGUCUUUGGCUGUCACAGAGCAUCAAGGAUCAUUUUAAUAAGAAGAUGGUGAUGAACCUCAAGUACAUUGAUCCAACAUACAUGAUUCGAGCUGUUCCUAGCAAUGCGUCAGACAAUGUUUAUUGUACACUUCUGGCUCAGAGUGCAGUGCACGGUGCAAUGGCUGGAUACACUGGCUAUAUUAGUGGUCUAGUGAACGGAAGACAAACCUACAUUCCCUUCUAUAGAAUAACAGAGACCCAGAACCAUGUGGUGAUCACAGACAGGAUGUGGGCGAGGCUACUCUCUUCGACGAACCAGCCAAGCUUCUUGUGCCCAAAAGAUGUCUCUGAUAACAAAGAGAAACUGAUGUCGGCUCUUCUGGACGAUGGCAACUGCAAUGGCACGGUUGAUGUUCCUCCAGUCACCAAAGAGAUCACAAAGUGACACUGAACUGAACAUAAAAGAACUACAACAUAUGCUUUUGUUUGGCGUUUUCAAAUGAUGUCCCAUGUCUUAGAAAGAGUAAAAUAAGUUGAGGAUUUUACCCUUUUAGUUUUGUUGGAUGCCUCAUAUUGUAAAUAAAUUUUAAACCUUACUCUAUCUGUCUAUCCUCUGCCAUGAAAACUCGCCAUGUAUGGUUCCUGUACUCAUCCUCGGUAACGGUCUCUCUUUCAAAGUUAUAAAACCGGUAUUUUUUUAAAAAAUAAAAAUAA